Molecule: messenger RNA, 1750 nt
Organism: Oppia nitens
Lineage: Eukaryota; Metazoa; Arthropoda; Arachnida; Sarcoptiformes; Oppiidae
Product: PR domain zinc finger protein 8-like
Exons: 2
Coding region: 407-1750 (447 amino acids)
Biological process (GO): regulation of DNA-templated transcription
Cellular component (GO): nucleus
Source: RefSeq, a predicted model, not a curated record
ACAGACAUUCAGUUAUCUAUUCAUCCAUCGCUAUACUAACAACUCUCAGUCAGUCAUCAUCUCUUUAUUUGUGCAUUUGUUGGGUCUAUAAGUUGUUAUCGUUAUUGUUAUCCAUAAGAUAUUCAAAACAUCGUUGAAACACACAUUUGAAGUAAAAACCUGUCACUGUCUCUAUCAUAACAUCUUUUUAUUGAUUACCUUAUAUUCAUUGGAUGGUAUCGACAGUACAUAAAACUUUAUAGUGUUUAUGUGUUUAUAUCACUUGGAAAUGUAUCACUUGAUGACUACUUCUUAUUGGUUUCAGAUGAAAUGAAUUAGUAAAGGGAAAGGGAGAUGAAAGCUGUUUAAGCGACUUAUUUGAAACCACUCUUAUAAUCAUAUUUAUUGUGGCAAUAAUUACAUCAUAAUGACUGAGGGAAGUGAAUCAGAUGCCGGUAAUACCAUCGACAGUCCGUCACAGACCAUAACGACUACUAUGACGACAAACAUAUCGAAAGGACAGCUUUUUGGACCAUUUCAUAAUCCAUUACAUUGGUUAUCACUCAAGUCAUGCGACACUAAUAAUAAUGACGAUAAUAAUAAUAAUAAUAACACAAACAGUUCACCAAUGGAUCAACUAUUCGCCAAAGUAGAGAUCGCACGGCAUUCUGGCGAACAAAAUCUGAAAGUAAUUUACAAAAACGGAAACUUUUAUUUCAAAGCAAUGCGUGAUAUUAACCUAAAUAACGACUCGUCUAACAGUCAAACACCACCAGAAACAGGCAAACUCUACGCCUGGUUUAGCCACGACUUGGAGAGCCGACUGCCCAGUGGUUCGUCCAGUUGUCUGAACGGAAGCACCAGAUAUUUCUGUCCGCUCUGUAAUCAAGUCUUUCUAUACAGCAAUUGUGUGGUCACUCAUAUAUUAUGCAUUUGUCCAAAACGUAUUCAAAUUGAUUCAAUACCGUUGACUACAAAUAACAAUAGCCGACACACAGAUUCAAAAUCCAGUGCCACUACUGGCAUAACCUCCACGAGUAACGGAUCGACAUCUGAAGUAAAGCCAAUAACCAAGAAAAAGCGUGGCUUUGAUAUCGCGUCUCUUGUAAGAGAAGAGUCAAACGAGUCGUUUCCCGGCACUAAACGCAAUAAGUUAUCGCCACAUGAAUCGGUAAAAUGUGAUCAAAUGGUCAUCGAUUCGAGUGCUUUUCAUCGGCCAAAAUCACCGACUCUUACAUCACGUAAACCAAGUCUUACAUCACUUGAAACACAUAGUAAUAUGAUGUCCACUGCAAUGAUGUCGAGUGCUUUCAAGAAAGUUGACAACAAAAUUAAUUCAAUAACAAAUCCAUACGACUUCUCCACACUCUAUCAACGUAUGGCCACUACUUCAAUGUUAACUUCGGGCACUUCCUCAGCGGCCAGUAAUUCAUUGCUUAAUCCUAUGACAUUUCCAAUGCCCAGCACUGCAACCAUUCCCACAUCAUUGUCUAGUACUCACAGUAAACCAUUGGUAUCUAACACUUUGUUACCAUAUUUGCCGCCAUCGUUGGCCGCAUUGACAUUCCCGACAACCAAUUGGUGCGCCAAAUGCAACGCAUCUUUUCGUAUGACAUCCGAUUUGGUUUAUCACAUGCGAUCUCACCAUAAGACCACUAUUGGUGGCGACACCAUAAAAAAGAAAAGGGAAGAAAAACUCAGAUGUAAUAUAUGUAAUGAAACGUUCAGAGAAAGACAUCAUCUCACGAGACAUAUGACAUCUCACCAGUGA